AUCCUAUGUUCAGAGGAAUUUAUAGGGGUGUGCAGAAGCAUCAAGAUGACUUACAGGAUGUAAUAGAGAGAGCUAUCCAGACUGGUGUCAAAAAGAUUAGCAGAGAUGGGCAGCCUAACUAUCAAGUGACUGUAAUGGCUGUCUGAAGUAUGCUGAUUUCUCAAGAGCCAUGAAUUCAUUUUACAGAGAAUUGUCACUACAUUAAUGUAUCAGUUUUUGGUCUUAGAACCUUUCUACUUUCUUUAGUAUUAUGCCGGAGCCUCUAAAAAGCUUUUAGUUUAUGAUCACAGGUGGAAGUCUACAGGACAGUAAAGAUGCUCUGCAGUUGGCACACACAAAUGACAUGUUUUUCAGUACAGUUGGGUGUCAUCCCACAAGAUGUGAUGAAUUUGAAAAGAACAGCCCUGAUGGUUACUUAGCGGGAUUGCUGGACCUUGCUAGGAACAACAAGGACAAAGUUGUCGCAAUAGGGGAGUGUGGACUCGAUUUUGAUCGCCUGCAGUUUUGUCCCAAAGAUACUCAGCUCAAAUAUUUCGAAAAACAGUUUGAACUGUCAGAACAGACACAGUUACCAAUGUUUCUUCAUUGUCGAAACUCACAUGCCGACUUUUUGGACAUAAUGAGAAGAAAUAGAGACCGCUGUGUGGGUGGAGUGGUGCAUUCAUUUGAUGGGACGAAGGAAGCAGCGGCUGCUUUGAUUGACCUGGACCUUUACAUAGGAUUUAAUGGUUGCUCACUGAAAACAGAAGCUAACUUGGAAGUUCUGAAGUCAAUACCUAGUGAAAAACUAAUGAUUGAAACAGAUGCGCCUUGGUGUGGAGUUAAAAGUACACAUGCUGGAUCAAAAUACAUAAAAACGUCAUUUCCUACCAAAAAGAAAUGGGAAAACGGGUUCUGUUUAAAAGACAGAAACGAGCCCUGCCAUAUAAUGUUCACCUGCAUUGCUGUGUCAUCUCCUAGGUUCACCUGCAUUGCUGUGUCAUCUCCUAGGUUCACCUGCAUUGCUGUGUCAUCUCCUAGGUUCACCUGCAUUGCUGCUGUGUCUUCUCCUAGGUUCACCUGCAUUGCUGUGUCUUCUCCUAGGUUCACCUGCAUUGCUGUCAUCUCCUAGGUUCACUUGCAUUGCUGUGUCAUCUCCUAGGUUCACCUGCAUUGCUGUGUCAUCUCCUAGGUUCACCUGCAUUGCUGUCAUCUCCUGGGUUUACCUGCAUUGCUGUGUCAUUUCCUAGGUUCACAUCUUUUCCAUCCAAAUGAUUUUACUGCCUCAGUGGCUUUGGUCAUUUCUUACUUAAAAUGUGCCAUAGAGUCAGUCCAAUGUACCUUCCCUGCUAUUGUUUAUCACCUGUUGGGUGACCUUCAGUUAAUGGUUAUCUAAAUGUUAAAUAUGGACAAAAGCAACAACUCCGGGGAGGUACCAGUUCUCGAAGCCUCCCCUGAAAAACAGAAGGCAGAAUUCCAGAAUAGGAUAUGUAUAGAGAGCUGUGAAGAAUCUUCUGGCAAACAGGAAAAGUUGAUCAUAUCAUUUUAUGGACACCUAUCCAGAUUAAGUCUAGACUUUAUUGGUCUAGUGUGGUUUGCUGCUGUAGGCUUAUCUCCAACAUUUAUAAAGAUUAGUUAUCAAAUUGUUUCUGGUAGAUAGUAAUGUCUUGAAAAUAUGCCUUAAUUUGUAAUAAUAGAGUAUAAGCCAGAUUUAAAAUUCAGCAGGCAGAAAAGCCAAUUAAAGUAUCCUUCUA
Messenger RNA from Myodes glareolus (Bank vole), 1733 nucleotides. NCBI's taxonomy places the organism in Eukaryota, Metazoa, Chordata, Mammalia, Rodentia, Cricetidae. The record is from RefSeq and is a predicted model, not a curated record.